Lactuca sativa (garden lettuce) is the source of this 2049-nucleotide messenger RNA. RefSeq names its product eukaryotic translation initiation factor SUI1 family protein. The record is from RefSeq and is a predicted model, not a curated record. Gene Ontology annotation, molecular function: translation initiation factor activity. Gene Ontology annotation, biological process: translational initiation; formation of translation preinitiation complex. Lineage: Eukaryota; Viridiplantae; Streptophyta; Magnoliopsida; Asterales; Asteraceae.
GCCUCCAAAGCGGUAGAGCGAUUCUACAAGCUUCGCCUUUUUCCUGCCCUGCGUUCUUCCUUUGUAAGCUCGGCAUACCCGCAGUGAGCCAAAGAUACAAUCAUCAACGAGAGUUGUUUUGAUUUAAAGAAAUGUUCAAGAAAUCAGUGGAGGCAAAAGCGCAGCAGCGAUUAUCGGGUGCAGAUCGUAAGAAGUUGAAGCGAACCAUCAAAGAACGCUUCCCGGCUGCUUCCGAUUCCGACCUCGACACUUUAAUCCCCCCUAAGGUAGAGAUAACAGUCUCAAAGCACCCAAACCGUGUCCUUAUUUACAGUUUAGAAGGUGGAUUGCCAAUUUUCUUUGAUGUUGAUAGCAGAGGCACAACCAUAUUUCCAACAGUGUAUGCAUUAUGGAAAGUUCCUCAUCUUCUACCCUCUUUCAUUCUGAAAGGGGGAGAGGUUUCAAGAUAUGUGAUUGGAGGGGCAGAUUUGAUGUUUCCGGGCAUCAGUAUAGAUUCAGAGGGUCUCCCUGAGUUUUUAGCCGGGCAGCCAUGGGCAGUUAAAGUUCCUGGGAAUCCAGCUCCAAUUGCAGUUGGGUCUACCUACAUGAGCAGCUCUGAGGCUUUAAAGGCUGGUCUUCGUGGAAAGGCUUUAAAGAUUAGUCAUCACUACCGAGAUGCUCUUUGGGAAUCAGCUGAAGGUCGAUAUGUGCCCAAUGCUGGGUUUCUGGAAGAUGUAGUGUUUGGGGAUCCUUCUCUUUCAACUACUGAUGCCAUAAGCGAUCAUGAAAAUAAUGCAGACAACCAAGAAUUAGAGGUGGCCAAUGCCAUCAUUGAUGGCCUGGAUGAUUCAUCUUCAAACACAAAUAUCUCCCAACAAGUAAUCACUGAUCUUGAUAAUCUAAAGGUAACAGAAAAUGUUGAAAGUGAUAAGGGCACUGCAGCAGAAGACCAAAAUACCCUUUCAGUUGAGGACGUAGAUGCACUUUUGGACAAAUGCCUUUUGCAAGCUUUUUACACUACCAUGAAGGAUAAAGAUCUUCCUAUUGCCGGAAGUACAUUAUGGGCGAAUCAUGUCUUACCUUGUAGGCCAUCGGGAAUCGUGUUGGAUAUAAAGAAAUCUUCACACAAAAAGUUAUCAAAAUGGUUACAAUCCAAGUCUACUGAAGGAUUGAUAUCAUCAAAAGAAGAUAAACACAAAAAAGAAGUCAUGGUUUUGUCCAUUAACCGAAAGCAUCCGGUUUACACUUCUUUUAAACCUGAAAAACAACAAGUGGAGAAAACCGAACAAACCGUUGAUCAUCCCAGUAAUGAAACCGAUCUCAACACAACAAUGGAGGUCAUAGAGAUUUACAAACCAAGUGUUCAUGUGAAUCCGAUUUUCACCUCCGUGGGGGCCGACACCCGCCAGCUGUACACCGCAUCUGAGGCAAGCGAAGUGGUGUUUGCCUACGUGGAAAAGGAAAACCUGGUCAAACCGACAAAUAAGUCGAUUGUUGUUUUGGAUGCGAUCUUAUGCGAUGCGUUGUUUAAGGGAGCUAUUAAGAAAGGAUCGACGUACCCUUCGGAAAUACACAAGAAGGAUUUGGCACCGACAUUUAUAAACAGAAUGCAAGCGCAUCACCAAGUGACGAGAGGAAAGGAAUCGGUUGUGAGAAAAGGUGGUUUGAAGGCGAUGCAGAUAAUGACGGAAAGAAGGCAAGGAAACAAGAAGGUGACGAAGCUCUCCGGAAUGGAAUCGUUUUUGAUUGAUGCCGACCCGUUGGCAUCGGAAUUGCAGAAGAAGUUUGCUUGUAGUACUUCCGUCACCGAAAUGCCAGGGAAGAAGGGGUAUGAGGUUCUUGUUCAAGGCGGGGUGAUUGAUGUACUUGCUAGAUAUCUCGUUGAGCAAUAUGGGAUCCCAAAGAAAUAUAUUGAGGUUCUGGAUAAAACAGCAAGGAAAUGAAGAUGUUGCUCAUAAUGUAGAUGCUAUUUUGCAUAUUAUCUAUGUUUUUGACAAUGUCUAGGAUUUUAUGAAAUUUUACAUGAAUUUUCGUAAUCGCAUGAUAUACAAGUUACCGAUGCAUUCAUUA